AUCUGUCAUCAUUUUCUUCAUUUCCUGAUUCUUCUGUCAAGUUUUGCUAUAUAAGGGCCCUCUUCUCAACAGAGGUCAAAGAAGGAGGAGAAGCUGAGCAUUCAUCCCUGCUGAAGCAUCUCUGAGAGAUCCAGGAGCAGAGAAGAUGCUUAAGAUUUGGGGUCUUGUUCUCUUCUGUGGCCUGCUCACACAGAGUUCAGCCCAACUUGAAGCCAUCCCUGUGGAUCCUGCCAUUCCCCUGAGACCAGCUCAGUCCCUUACUCCACCAGAUCCUCUGUCAGGUUUACUAGGAGGCCUCACAAAGGGACUUCUCAACUCAAAUUUGCUUGGGAUUCUUGAAAACCUCCCCCUCUUGGAUGCCCUGAAAAUCGGGGAAGGUUCAUCAGCAGGUCUCAUUGGAGGCUUACUACCCAAAAUAGUCUCACUGGUUCCAGGGCUACAGGAUAUAAUUUCGAUCAAUAUUACCAAUCCCGUUCUCCUGGAACUUGGGCUAGAACAAUCUCCUGAUGGACACCGACUUUUUGUGACCCUCCCUCUUGGCAUGGUCCUAGAAUUAAAAACAUUCCUGACUGGUGAAAUUCUCAAGUUGGAUGUUAAACUGAAUAUCAUAGUGGAGCUCAUCGCAGUGAGGGAUAAAGAUGGAAAAAUCCACUUGGUGAUUGGGGAUUGUAAGAAUGACCCUGGAAGCUUAAAGGUCACUUUGUUGGAAGGGGUUCUACCAUCAGUAGUGCAAGGACUUUUAGACACAGUGACAGGAACUGUGAUUAAAGUUCUUCCAAAUCUGAUACAGAAAGAGAUCUGUCCUCUGGUUAAUGAUGUCCUUGGUAAUCUGGAUGUUACCUUGGUACAUGACGUGGCUGAAUUAUUAAUCCAUGGACUUGAACUGCAUCUUAAAAUAUAAAUUUUCUCAGAAGAGACUAACUCUUCCUUCAAGUAGGACCCCCAACAGAAAAGACUUGGGCUCCAGGUUUGGAGCUGACACUAGCUGAGAUGAAACACUUUCGAUUUCCUGGAGUCAGUGAGAUUCUUCUUUCCUGCAUUUGGAUCCAUUCUCCACAUCUGAAACUUCUUCCUGACAUCCUUUUCUUUCCCCUGGAUUUUUCUCAUAAUAAACGUCUCUCUAUCUCUGCAUUGAUGGAGUAGUCAUUGCUCACUCUCUCUCUGGCACCAAUUGAAUAAAUGAGUGAU
Messenger RNA from Monodelphis domestica (gray short-tailed opossum), 1188 nucleotides. Its product is annotated as BPI fold-containing family A member 1-like. Gene Ontology annotation, biological process: surfactant homeostasis. Lineage: Eukaryota; Metazoa; Chordata; Mammalia; Didelphimorphia; Didelphidae. The record is from RefSeq and is a predicted model, not a curated record. Gene Ontology annotation, molecular function: lipid binding.